Aspergillus oryzae RIB40 is the source of this 4182-nucleotide messenger RNA. Its product is annotated as cleavage/polyadenylation factor CFT1. Gene Ontology annotation, cellular component: mRNA cleavage and polyadenylation specificity factor complex; nucleus. Lineage: Eukaryota; Fungi; Ascomycota; Eurotiomycetes; Eurotiales; Aspergillaceae. The transcript is spliced from 9 exons. Gene Ontology annotation, molecular function: nucleic acid binding; protein binding. The record is from RefSeq and is a predicted model, not a curated record. The coding region runs from base 1 to 4182 and encodes 1393 amino acids.
AUGCAGUGUUAUACUGAGCUCUUGCCUCCUACUGGGGUCACUCACUCGUUGGCACUUCCUUUUAUCUCUGAAUCAGCGAACAACUUGGUGGUUGCUAGAACUUCUCGUCUUCAGAUAUUUUCUUUGCUUGAUGUUGGCCCUCGACCUGGAGGCAUCGAAGAACAAGGCGUCCCAAAGCUGGUCUUGGAAAGGGAAUAUGCUCUCCCAGGUACGGUAACAGAUCUAUGUCGAGUCAAACUCUUGAAUACCAAGAGUGGCGGCGAAGCCAUUUUGCUUGCCUUCCGAAAUGCGAAACUUGCAUUGAUCGAAUGGGACCCGGGGCGGUAUGGCAUCUGCACAAUAUCCAUUCACUAUUAUGAACGGGAUGAUUCGACUAGUAGUCCGUGGGUACCUGAUUUGAGCAGCUGCGGCAGCAUCCUUAGUGUGGACCCAAGCAGUAGAUGUGCGGUUUUCAACUUCGGGAUCCGGAAUCUCGCCAUCCUUCCUUUUCACCAACCGGGCGAUGACCUGGUGAUGGAUGAUUAUGGCGAACUUGACGAUGAGAGACUUGGCAGCCAUGGAUUAGAAAGUGGCACCGAUUGUGAUAUGACUAAAGAAAGCAUUGCGCACAGGGCGCCAUACUCGUCUUCUUUUGUGCUCCCUUUGGCAGCUUUGGAUCCAUCAAUACUGCACCCCAUAAGUCUCGCUUUUUUAUAUGAAUACAGGGAGCCGACAUUUGGUAUUUUGUAUUCGCAGGUUGCUACAUCUAAUGCGCUUCUUCAUGAAAGAAAAGAUGUUGUUUUCUAUACCGUUUUCACACUGGACUUAGAGCAGCGAGCAUCAACGACUCUACUUUCCGUGUCUAGAUUGCCUAGUGAUUUGUUUAAAGUGGUAGCCCUUCCUCCUCCUGUUGGAGGUGCCCUACUCAUUGGGUCUAACGAGCUUGUUCACGUUGAUCAGGCAGGGAAAACCAACGCAGUGGGUGUUAAUGAGUUCUCUAGGCAGGUUUCGUCUUUCUCAAUGACGGAUCAAUCGGACCUAGCACUUCGCCUUGAAGGCUGUAUCGUCGAGCGUCUUUCUGAAACCAAUGGAGACUUACUUUUGGUACCCACCACCGGAGAAAUAGUCCUUGUCAAAUUCAGGCUAGACGGCAGGUCGGUAUCGGGCAUCUCAGUUCACCCCAUACCUCCCCAUGCCGGCGGAGACAUCGUGAAAUCCGCUGCUUCGUCUUCGGCUUUUCUUGGCGAUAAGAGGGUUUUCUUAGGAAGUGAAGACGCCGAUUCAAUACUUCUGGGCUGGUCAGUUCCAUCCUCGGGCACUAAGAAGCCCCGACCUCAAGCACGGCACACGGAAGAGGAUUCUGGAGGAUUUUCUGAUGAAGACCAGAGUGAAGAUGAUGUUUAUGAAGAUGAUCUCUAUGCUACGGUGCCAGAAGUUGUGGUAGACGGUCGUCGCCCCUCUGCAGAGUCGUUCGGCUCUAGCCUGUACAAUUUUCGGGAGUACGACAGACUUUUGAAUAUUGGGCCUCUGAAAGAUAUUGCUUUCGGAAGGUCUUUCACAAGCCUUGGUGGGGAAGAAAAUGCCGGCAAUGACUCGGGCCUGGAAUUGGUAGCCUCCCAAGGGUGGGAUAGAAGUGGUGGCCUGGCUGUUAUGAAGCGUGGACUUGAGCUUCAAGUGCUCAAUUCUAUGAGAACAGACUUGGCCAGUUGUGUCUGGACAGCAUCUGUAGCGCAUAUGGAAGAAGCCGUAUCUAAGACCACCACGCAAGCUGAAAACCGAGAAUGUCAUCAAUAUGUUGUUGUCUCAAAAGCAACGAGUGCCGAGAGGGAACAAUCUGAAGUUUUCAGGGUGGAAGGACAGGAACUGAGGCCAUUCCGAGCCCCGGAAUUCAAUCCAAACGAGGAUGUAACCAUUGAUAUUGGGACGUUAAUAGGCAAAAACAGAGUGGUUCAGAUAUUAAGAAGUGAAGUACGAAGCUAUGAUGGCGACCUGGGCUUGGCUCAGAUCUAUCCUGUAUGGGACGAAGAUACUAGCGAAGAACGGAUGGCCAUCAGCUCCAGCCUUGUGGAUCCGUACGUAGCGAUACUUCGCGAUGACUCAACAUUAUUGCUUCUCCAAGCAGAUGAUAGCGGAGAUCUCGAUGAAGUCGAAUUGAAUGAACAGAUAGCAAAUUCAAAAUGGACCUCGUGCUGCUUGUAUUUCGACAAAACUGGGAUUUUUUCCUCCAUCAGUGCAACCUCAGACGAGUUGGCUCAAAAUAGCAUGACCCUUUUCCUAAUGACCCAGGAUUGUCGUUUAUUUAUAUAUCGGCUUCCUGAUCAGAAACUAUUAGCGAUAAUCGAAGGAGUCGAUUGUUUGCCGCCCGUUCUGUCAAGUGAACCUCCGAAGCGGUCCACUACGCGCGAGGUCUUAACCGAAAUUGUUGUUGCUGACCUCGGAGACUCCUGGAGCAGCUUUCCUUACUUAAUUAUACGCAGCAGACAUGAUGACCUUGCCGUAUACAGACCGUUUAUCUCCAUUACAAAGUCUGUAGGCGAACCCCACGCUGACUUAAAUUUCCUAAAAGAGACAAAUUUGGUUUUGCCAAGGAUAACCUCCGGUGUUGAAGAUCAGUCGUCAACUGAGGAGGUAAUAAAAAGCGUACCACUGCGCAUAGUAUCCAACAUUUCAGGAUUCAGCGCAAUAUUCAGGCCAGGUGUUUCACCAGGCUUUAUAGUCAGAACUUCGACAAGCUCUCCACAUUUUCUGGGCCUUAAAGGAGGAUAUGCGCAGAGUCUUAGCAAGUUUCAAACUUCCGAAUGUGGUGAAGGCUUUAUUCUCCUGGAUUCAAAGGUGCUUUGCUUCAUACUUCUCUGUUUAACAUACUGCAUACUGAGUUUCCAUACAGGGUGUCAUUCAUACUAUCCGUGGACAAUACAGCAGAUACCUAUUGGAGAGCAAGUUGACCACCUAGCCUACUCUUCGUCAUCUGGGAUGUACGUCAUAGGAACUUCUCAUAGGACUGAAUUUAAGUUACCUGAAGAUGAUGAGUUACAUCCUGAGUGGCGUAAUGAAAUGACCUCGUUCUUUCCGGAAGUACAGCGAAGCUCUCUAAAGGUCGUGAGCCCGAAAACGUGGACCGUCAUCGAUAGCCCCGCCGAGCAUGUGAUGGCGGUAAAAAACAUGAGUCUUGAGAUCUCUGAGAACACACAUGAGCGUAAGGAUAUGAUCGUUGUGGGAACGGCAUUUGCAAGAGGUGAAGACAUUGCGUCGCGUGGCUGUGUGUACGUCUUUGAAGUCAUCAAGGUCGUCCCUGAUCCUAAGAGGCCGGAGAUGGACCGUAAAUUGAGACUCGUAGGCAAAGAGCCGGUUAAAGGAGCAGUAACCGCCUUGUCUGAAAUCGGUGGCCAGGGCUUUCUGAUAGUCGCACAGGGACAGAAAUGCAUUGUCAGAGGCCUGAAAGAAGAUGGUAGCCUUCUCCCUGUUGCUUUCAUGGACGUACAGUGCCAUGUUAGCGUGGUAAAAGAGCUAAAGGGCACAGGAAUGUGCAUCAUCGCUGAUGCUGUGAAAGGGCUCUGGUUUGCGGGCUACUCGGAAGAGCCUUAUAAAAUGAGCCUUUUUGCAAAGGAUCUGGAUUAUCUCGAGGUCUUAGCAGCAGAUUUUCUUCCAGAUGGCAACAAGUUAUUCAUUCUCGUUGCUGACAGUGACUGCAACCUUCAUGUGCUCCAAUAUGACCCUGAAGAUCCAAAAUCGUCCAACGGCGACAGACUGCUGAGUCGUAGCAAAUUCCAUACAGGCAACUUCAUCUCGACGUUGACGCUCUUGCCGCGUACUUCAGUCUCUUCCGAGCAAAUGAUCUCCGACGUUGAUGCGAUGGACGUUGACAUCAAAAUACCACGUCAUCAGAUGCUCAUUACGUCCCAGAACGGAUCUGUUGGCCUCGUCACAUGCGUUUCCGAAGAGUCCUAUCGUCGAUUAUCCGCUUUGCAGUCUCAGCUGACAAAUACCAUUGAGCAUCCAUGUGGUCUCAACCCUCGAGCUUUUCGGGCAGUGGAAAGUGACGGCACUGCAGGCAGAGGAAUGCUCGAUGGAAAGCUUCUCUUCCAGUGGCUGGACAUGAGCAAACAACGCAAGGUGGAAAUAGCCAGUCGUGUUGGAGCAAAUGAAUGGGAGAUCAAAGCAGAUUUUGAGGCUAUUAGCGGUGAAGGGCUUGGGUAUUUGUAA